Gongylonema pulchrum is the source of this 549-nucleotide messenger RNA. The record is from the annotation of a GenBank genome assembly. Lineage: Eukaryota; Metazoa; Nematoda; Chromadorea; Rhabditida; Gongylonematidae.
UGUGAGCAUUCAAUGCCGAUGGCCAAAUACCAAGCGCAGUACCGCGCUCUGUCGGCUCAGUUUGGUGCUGAAAGGAGUAUUUUUUAUAAUGAUGCGCAUUUGGCGGGCGCAUAUGCCGGCACUUCGCAACAGCAACAGCAUGGCAUUGUAACUGAUCCGGAGAGCGGUGGGCUCAUUAUGAACAUAAAAUCCGAAAAUGGGAGCUGGGAAAGUGAUAAGAAUGAUGAUGACACUCGUGUACUUGAGUCCAGCACGAGCCAAAUUCAUGCCCAGGCGAAUAUAAACGAGGAAACGGGUCAGCCGCCUGUGCUUGGUGCUUCCACCACCGAAGAAGUGCUUCGUCCCGCUGAAGCAAAUGAAGGCUCGCGUCCGGCACUGAAAUUGAAAAUCCAUUUGAAUUCGAUUAGCAUGCUGAAUCGAAAAAACCGUCUUCUCGCAGAGAGAUUUGGGGCGGAGGAGUUGAGGAGAAGUGAAGAGAGGAGAAUAUCGUUAGAAAUGUAUGUAUAUGAGACGCUGCUGAAUGUUCUUUAUCCUGUAGUGGCCGACUAG